UCUCAACUGGCAAAUCAGUUACAACAAUUCAUCCACGAUGAAAGACAGAGAUAGUGGAUAACUUCAUGGACCUCGUCGCUCUGAUUCUGGAGAUCUCAUCCAGUUCAAGUCCGAACGGUGAGAGUGAACAGUGAAGUGGGCUUGCGAGGAAACAGAGCAUGAAUAAUCUAUCACUCUGUUGCGCAACGGCCCCCACUCCUUCCCUUUUCCUCCGCAAUCUCAGCUCACAGAGCACCCUCCAUUUCUGCCCAUCUCCCUCCUUCAAUUUCAGAAACGCAGGGUUACUUGCCAUCUCAUCAAAAUCCCCACUUCAAAGUUUGCCUUCACGCCGAUGGCUUACCAGAGCCUGCUCCACCGCAACUUCCGAAAUCGAGAUGGUUAGGAAUAAGGAAGGUGUUUAUGCUCCCAAACAGAACAAAGUCGUAGUCUUGUGGGACCUUGAUAACAAACCCCCUCGCGGACCGCCUUAUCAGGCUGCCAUGGCACUCAAACAGAUGGCACAGCGCUUCGGUGACAUUGUCGACAUGUCUGCCUAUGCCAAUCGCCACGCAUUUAUCCACUUACCCCAGUGGGUUCUCCACGAACGCCGUGAACGAAAGCAAGUAGAAAUUCUGGAGCGUAAGGGAGUGGUCACGCCUUCUGAUCCGUACGUUUGUGGGGUUUGCGGCCGCAAGUGUAAAACUAAUUUGGACCUCAAGAAGCAUUUCAAGCAGCUCCAUCAGCGAGAGCGUCAGAAAAAGCUGAAUCGGAUGAGGUCACUUAAGGGGAAAAAGCGUCAGCGUUAUAAAGAGAGGUUCAUAUCUGGGAAUCACAAGUACAAUGAAGCAGCAAGGUCUCUGCUUACCCCUAAGGUGGGAUAUGGGCUCGCUUCCGAACUAAGGCGUGCCGGAGUAUUUGUGAAGACGGUGGAAGAUAAACCGCAAGCAGCUGAUUGGGCACUGAAGAGGCAGAUGCAACACUCAAUGAGCCGAGGGAUAGAUUGGUUGUUUUUGGUGUCCGACGAUUCAGAUUUUUCGGAGAUGUUGAGGAGGGCGAGAGAGGCAAAUUUGGGAACAGUAGUUGUGGGUGACUGGGACAGGGCAUUAGGGCGGCAUGCCGACUUAUGGGUUCCUUGGAUUGGAGUUGAGAAUGGAGACCUUGCAGAGAUAGACUUAGUGCCCAAGAACAAAAGACGACAGUCUUCUGCUGAAGAUGAUGGUUUCUUUUCAAUAUCGCAUGAUGAUGGAGAUACUUUAGUUACGAGCGAUUUGGAUGGAAUCGUAGACGAGCUUGUUGCAAUGAGAACCGAGUUUAAUGAUCUGAGAAAUGCAACAUUUUCGGACGAGGAUGAGGAACAAGGAUGGGUUUCUGAAGAACUUGAUGAAAAUUAUAUGUUAGUGAUUGAUGAGGAUGAGGAAACAGAAGAUGGGCUCUAUUGAAUUGAAAUAACAACUAUAAUUGGUUCGCGUAAAUAUUUUGCUGUGGUUGCACACACCUUUGAGGGCUGAUUCAUUCUCUUCGAUGGAACUUGAUUGCAUUCGGAACCAUUUACCGAGGCUGUUCAAGGAUUAAACAAUGGAACCAGUGGCACCAUAGAGGGUUCCAUCCUUAAAUGAACACGUCACAUUUUGCGUGUAUGUAGAGUGUCUGGCUUCGCAAAGUUAGGUUGCCUGUAUUUUUUGGUGUCUUUCAAUGUUGCCCACGAUUUUCUUCCUCAUCCUCUUGAGGGGGAGCUGCGUUAGGUUCAGUCGAUCAGGCUUGUGAUGGUAGUUCUUCAUUUUGAACCAUUCCAUUUUCCCAUGUAAAGUUUGUUGGUAGCCUGAAAUUAUUUCUGAAUAUAUGACAACCAAGACAGAAUCAUUGGAAUCUUGCACAUUGAUGUUUCACCUUUUUUAUGACUAUUGCAUCGCAAUUCUUCUCCUUAAA
Messenger RNA from Neltuma alba, 1905 nucleotides. RefSeq lists its product as uncharacterized. Bases 159 to 1418 code for a protein of 419 amino acids. The transcript has a single exon. NCBI's taxonomy places the organism in Eukaryota, Viridiplantae, Streptophyta, Magnoliopsida, Fabales, Fabaceae. The record is from RefSeq and is a predicted model, not a curated record.